Molecule: messenger RNA, 547 nt
Organism: Nilaparvata lugens (brown planthopper)
Lineage: Eukaryota; Metazoa; Arthropoda; Insecta; Hemiptera; Delphacidae
Product: WAS/WASL-interacting protein family member 1-like
Exons: 1
Source: RefSeq, a predicted model, not a curated record
AUGGAGGUCCAGGAGGUCCCCACGGAGGAUGAGGACACCUUACUCGAGGGAGGAGGCGGGGGCUUCUCAAUCUCACCCGCAUACGGGACCUCUGAGGAGGCUGUCCGCCCCGCGACCCCUCCUUCUGCCGUAACGAAACUGCGACCCCGACUGCCCCUACCCCCGUUUGGGUACGAGAAAGAGGACUCACUGAGGCUUGGGGAGCAGCCUCCACCGAACCCCGCGAACUUCCAGGGGGUCCCAGCUGUUUCCCGGUUACCAGCAGCCAGCCAUCGUCACCUCCCCGUCCCGCCGCUGCCGUCCACCCAGCCGAACCGAGGUCUUCGAACUCUCCUCGGAGGAAGAAGAGGAAGACUCAUCAUUGCCGCCGGCAGUUCGCCUGUCUACCACCGACUGCGGACGAGGCCUCGCCCUAAUCACCAUUGGGGAUCGGCCUACGGUGAGGAAGGUCCCCACCAUCCUUCCGCCCCGGAAGGCGCCCCGCGCCGGCCGUCCGAGGAUCCGAGUGCGCCUCCCGGACGGUCAACGGGCUUGGGUCAAGCCGUAG